GAGUUGUGGUGGAGCUGUGGAGCAUGAAGGUCAUGAGAUGCGCUGUUUGCCUAGGAAGCAGCUGGAGGUGGUCAAGCUGCCAUUUGACACGUGUACGGUGAUUCUGAUGGCUGCCACUUCUGUAUCUGGUUUCCUGUCAAAAGACAGAUCUCUCAAGAAUGACAGCCUGGGCUUCACCAUCUCAGUGCCCUGGUGGCAUCUGUUCCUAUAGGAUGAGGACAGACCCUCAUCCUCAAUAGUUGAACUUUCUAGAUGCAAGAGAAAUCAGAGUGGUGUGAAUAUUUACCGCAAGUCACUGAAGUGGACCCCUGUGACAUUGUUGGACAGUUCUACCAUCCAGAUCAGAAAGGGUGUGUGGGAUGACAGACUGGUUAACAGAAAACCCCCGAAGCUGGGGCUGCAGGAUUUAGCUGCUUUUUGUUCCCUUCCUGGCAGCCUAGGACCUGCCUUGUGGGCACACUGGGCACCAUGGACCCCCCAGGGUACAAUUGCUUUGUGGAUAAGGACAAGAUGGAUGCAUCCAUCCAGGACCUGGGGCCAAAGGAGCUGAACUGCACGGAGCUACAGGAGCUGAAGCAACUGGCACGGCAGGGUUACUGGGCUCAGAGCCACACCCUGCGCGGGAAAGUGUACCAGCGCCUGAUCCGGGACAUCCCCUGCCGCACAGUCACACCUGAUGCCAGCGUGUACAGUGACAUUGUGGGGAAGAUUGUGGGCAAGCACAGCAGCAGUAGUCUGCCCUUGCCUGAGUUUGUAGACAACACUCAGGUGCCCACCUACUGCCUGAACACACGGGGUGAAGGGGCUGUGCGCAAGAUCCUCCUGUGUAUUGCCAACCAGUUCCCUGACAUCUCCUUCUGCCCUGCCCUGCCUGCUGUGGUGGCCUUGCUACUGCACUACAGCAUCGAUGAAGCUGAGUGUUUCGAAAAAGCCUGCCGCAUCUUAUCCUGCAAUGACCCCACCAAGAAGCUCAUUGACCAGAGCUUCCUGGCCUUUGAGUCUUCCUGUAUGACAUUUGGGGACCUGGUGAACAAGUACUGCCAGGCAGCCCAUAAACUGAUGGUGGCCGUGUCAGAGGACGUCCUGCAGGUCUACUCUGACUGGCAGCGAUGGCUCUUUGGGGAGCUGCCCCUCAAUUACUUUGCCCGUGUUUUUGAUGUCUUCCUUGUAGAAGGCUACAAAGUAUUGUACCGAGUUGCUCUGGCCAUCCUCAAGUUCUUCCACAAGGUGAGAGCAGGACAGCCCCUUGAGUCAGACAAUGUAAAGCAAGACAUCCGAAUGUUUGUCAAGGACAUUGCCAAGACAGUGUCCCCUGAGAAACUACUAGAGAAGGCCUUUGCCAUCCGCCUAUUUUCCCGAAAGGAGAUCCAGCUCUUGCAAAUGGCCAAUGAGAAAGCACUGAGGCAGAAGGGUAUAACUGUCAAACAGAAGAGGCAGUUUGUGCACUUAGCUGUCCAUGCAGAGAACUUCCACUCAGAGAUUGUCAGCGUGAAGGAGAUGAGAGACAUUUGGUCCUGGAUCCCUGAGCGCUUUGCCCUCUGCCAACCCCUCCUGCUCUUCUCAUCACUGCAGCAUGGGUACAGCCUAAGCAGGUUCUAUUUCCAGUGUGAAGGACAUGAGCCCACCCUCCUGCUCAUCAAGACCACUCAAAAGGAGGUCUGUGGGGCUUACCUGUCAACAGACUGGAGCGAGAGGACUAAAUUCGGAGGCAAGCUGGGCUUCUUUGGGACUGGAGAAUGCUUUGUUUUUAGGCUGCAGCCGGAAGUGCAGCGCUAUGAGUGGGUGGUCAUCAAACACCCAGAGCUGACCAAGGCAACAUCCCUCAAGUCUUCAGAGGCUGCAGGCAGUUCUUCCCUCAUCAGCCACUGCUCUUCAGACCCCGCUGAUCGGCUCUCCCCUUUCCUGGCUGCCCGGCACUUCAACCUGCCCUCCAAGACUGAGUCCAUGUUCAUGGCUGGAGGCAAUGACUGCCUCAUCAUUGGGGGAGGAGGUGGUCAAGCACUCUACGUUGAUGGGGACCUGAAUCGAGGGCGCACUGGACACUGUGACACAUUCAACAACCAGCCCCUCUGCUCUGAGAACUUCCUCAUCGCAGCUGUGGAGGCUUGGGGCUUCCAAGACCCUGACACCGAAUGACGGGCCCGCACUGAUGGUGACAGCCACAUUGUGGGGUGAUGGGACAGAGGCCCGGCUGCCUCUUCAGGGAGCAGGGAGUGAGUGAGACGUCACCCCCAGAAAGUGGAAAGGUUUGCUGUGCAGUGGGGCUGUUAGUCUCUCACGCCAGGCCUGGCCCUGGCUUGGACUUAGGUUAGGAUUCCUGAGCCCUCCUGCUUCUGAGCUCUUGAACCCUCAGCCCUGUCUAGCAUCUCUGUAAGAGACACCCUCUGCCCUCACCCAGGGCCCUGGCUCUGCCAGGUGUCCUGUACCCACAAUUGCCAAGGCUACAUUUCCAUGCCCCUGAGCCUCAGCCCCUUAUAAGAAAAGGGCAAAUGAAUCUUCUUGCCAAAUGUGGGCCCAUGGUGCCCCCCUGCUGGUGCUUUGACCCUGCAGCUCCUCUGAGGUUCCCCUCAGAGGGGUACAUUUGCUGCUGUAGUGUAGGGUAGGAUUGGGAAGGGCAGGGUCUGUGAGUUCUGCAGCUCCCCCUAGUCUAGAGAUGGAAUGAGGGCUGGAGAACUGUCUUUUGUCUUUGUGUUUCUGCAGAGCCUGAAGCUCUUGCUGCGCCUCGCUGCGAGUCCACACCUGAAGGUGGCCUCCGGAGAGACUUUCUUUGACCACCUUGGCCAGUCAGCUCCAUUUCCAGAGUUCUUCUCAGAGCUGACUAGACUCUGAGGCCUUUGCCUCUCAUCCCUGUGGCCUCCUUGAAGUUCUGUAGUCUUGGUGACUCUUGUACUUGGUUCCUCUGUCACAGUGACUGAGGCCCACCAAGCAUGGCAUGCUUGUCCCCAUCCAGCUUUUUGCCUUCUCCCCAGGCCCUGUGCUCCCCUGGACCCGUUCACACAGCAUCUGAUUCACCUGUGUGACCUGAUCCCUCAGCUGGCACUGUGGCCGACCACGUACUGUAUCUUCUGUGUGCUACCCCUGCCCCUAUUAAGGCCUUCAGGUCUCUGGAUGUCUGUGCUUCCUGAGCCCUGUGCCAGCCUGUGCACAUAGGAUGCCAGCCUGUGCACAUAGGAUGCCAGCCUGUGCACAUAGGAUGCCAGCCUGUACACAUAGGAUGCCAGCCUGUGCACAUAGGAUGCCAGCCUGUGCACAUAGGAUGCCAGCCUGUGCACAUAGGAUGCCAGCCUGUGCACAUAGGAUGCCAGCCUGUGCACAUAGGAUGCCAAGGGAGGUGCUGCUUCUGAGGACUCUCGCAAGCUCCUCUUCCCCGUGACCUCCCUCAGCUGGUCCUGAGGGUCUAGGCGCCACAGAGGAAGAGAGAAGAAGCAGUGGCCCAAAUGGCUCUGCUGGGGCCAUGGAAGUCGGGAUCAUAAGGACAGGCGCCUAGCUUCCACAUGACUGUCUGGCGUGCUUGAGAGUCAGCAUGUGUCAGGCCAGUGCUUGUCUCCACGCUGAGAUUCACUUUCGCUGGGGAAGGUCCAUCCUUCCCUGUUCCACCAAUUCACACCAGCUCUCUGCACGGCCACAGUGGCAGAAGAGGCAGGGCAGAAAGGAGCCUCAUGCAUCUAGAACUCUGGAUUCUGCACAGUGGACAAGUUCCCCCACCAUGCUGGCUUCCAGGAUGGGUUCGCGUGACUCUAUAGAGUGAAGAGGAACCACUGUUGCUCACCUCUACAGAAGGUUAUAAGCCUCAAUGCCCACUUCCCCUGAGCCCACUGCCGAGGCCUAGACCUCCAACUCUGGUGUUCAUUUAACACCAUCUUGAUUUUUGUUUCUGGCAAGAUCUUACUAGUUAACCUAACUGGCCUGGAACUCCCUAUGUAGCCCAGGCUAGCCUGGAAAUUGCUAUGUAGCCUAGGUUAGACUCAAAAAUCAUGAUCUCCCUCAGCCUCCUCAUUGCUGGGCUUCUAGGUGUUAGGCCCAGCUGAGCGCUUUGAGUUUGACUGCCUCCGUUCUGAGUCGGGCUCCUGCCAGAAGGCCCCCAGGACGUUCCCAGGCUGAGCUCUUGCCGCUCACCCAUGCAUUACCACUGAGACUCAGAAGCCUUCAGAAGCAAUGACGUUAAUUGGGAGUAUGUGCGGGGCUCUGCAGGGUUCCAGACUGGUGGUGGACCUUGUGUUCUGUGUGGCCCCCACUGGCAGUCCCAGGGGUCUAGCCCAAGGAGACUGAUGGAUGCUGAGUCAUGAUCACAUCACAAGCAAAGUUCUUAGCUUUUCUCCCACAACAUACCCAGCUCUUUAAAUUUAAUGUCCUUUUUUUUUCUGACUUUUCUACCAAAAGGUGUGUAUUGUUUUCUUUAUAUUUUUAUUCUUAUCACUGUUCUUAUCUGAUACUACUAAGUGUUCUCACUUAGUAUUUAUUUUAUUAAUGUUUUCUAUUAUUUAUUAGCUUUUGAUGUUAAAAAAAAACCAAGCCAAAAUGUGAUGGCAUUGUAUAAGAAGUUAUAUUUUAGCAGCAUUCAAACAUUUGUUUUUAAAACAAAUACUUAAUCCAAUUUAAGCCCAUUCGUUAAACUAACCAAGUUUGUUAAUAUAUAGCAUAUGCCGUCGGAGCCUCAGAAGCUCAGUUUAUGAUUUGCUUUGGUUUAGUUUGUGACAAGAGUGUCAGUUUCAUGCAGCUCAGGCUAGCCUUGAACUAACUGUGUAGCUGAAGCUGCCCUUGGAUUCAUCUUCCUGCUUUCAUCCUCUACAUAUUUGCAUUACAGGUGUGUGUGUGUGCCACCAUGCCUGGUGAUAAUCAGCUCAUUUUUAAAGUAAUUUAUGAUACAACACUAGGUGUUGGCAUUUUAAGAAUAUAUAUAUAUGUAUGCAUAUAUGUAUACAUAUGAUAUGUAUAUAUAUAUGUAUGCAUAUAUGUAUACAUAUGAUAUAUAUACAUAUAUACAUAUACAUAUAUAUAUAUAUUGGUUUUUGGUUUUCAAGACAGGGUUUCUCUGUGUAGCUCUGGCUAUCCUGGAACAGAAUCUAUAGACUAGGCUGGCCUCUGACUCACAGAUGCAUCUGCCUCCUGAGUGCUGGGAUUAAAGGUAUGUGCCACCACCGUCCAUCCUAAUUUCUCUAUUAUUAAACUAAAAUUACUAUUUAAUUUUUCCUAUUUUUUAUAAGCUGUCUGCUUUUAUUUUCCAGUUUUUCAGUGCAGUUUGUUUUAGAGCAUUCUGGAUUUCAGAUCUUUAAAUGUCCUUUACCCAUUUUCUGAGUUCGUAGAGGUUUUCUGAUCUCUUUAAAUAUUUUAUAUUUGACAAUUUAGGUUUUGUGCCCCCUCCCUUUGAGAUGCUGAGGAUUGAACCUAAGACCUUAUACAUUCUAGGCAAGUUCUCUACCACUGAGCCAUGCCCUCAGCCCUACAUUUAUAUAUUGAACUGAUUUUCAGUUUACAUCAGAAUUGCUGAGAUGGAAUUUAUAGACUCUCAUCCACUUGUCUACUAUAAACAUCAAAAAACAAUUGGCCUAGUGGCAGACUCUUAAUCCCAUUAUUCAGAAGGUAGAGGUAGGGGGAUCUCAGAGAGUUUGAGGCCAUCCUGUUCUAUGUAACAGGUUCCAGACCAGCCAGGGCUACAUAAUAAGACCUUGUCUUAAAAAUAUAUAUGUAUAUGUGUAUAUACACAUACAUACAUACAUACAUACAUACAUACAUACAUACAUACAUACAUACAUGGGCUGGGGAUAAAGAGAAGGCUCAGUAAUUAGAGCACUGGGCCUUCCAGGGUACCCAAGUUCAGUUUUCAGUAUCUAUAUGAUGGCUUACAACUAUCUAUAACUCAGUUCCUAGGGAUCUAAGCCCUUUCUUGGCUUCUGUAGGCACUGUGCCAAUGUAGAACACAGACACAGUCAAAACACUCAUAAACAUAAAAUAAAAAUGAAGGGAAAGAUAAAACAGACAUUAUUGUGGUGCAGUGCCCCUGACUGUACAGGAAUACAUGCAGUUUUACAGAGACCUGCUCUCUCAUAUCUUCACUAAAUCUAGAAAGUUACAGAUUGUACUAGUUGUUUUGUUUUUAAGUCACUAUUGAGGUUGAAGUUCUGUAGCAACUACCUCAGAGAGGGCUAGCUCCUCCAUAGCUCUAUUCAGGUCUGUGUGACAAAGUUGUUAUGUCAAGCAUGAGUGCCAAACAGGCUUUACACUUCUUUCCCCACAGUAUUUCCAUCAGGCUGGAAAGCAUAUGAAGUGUAAAGGAUAAUUUUGGUAUUAAGAUUCGUAUCUGGGCCUGGUGUGUGUCUAUAAUCCCAGCACAUGGACGGUAGAGGCAGAAAUGUCAAAUCAUCUUUAGCAACAGAACAAGUUCAAGCUAGCUAUGGCUACAAGAGACCUGUCUCAAUAAACAAACAAACAGACAAAUAAAUGGAGUCUUUUAUGACUUCCCUUGUUACAUCAAUCUUUGAUUGUGCUGUAGGUGUUAGAUGCAGUGUCUCAUGGCUACGUUGUUACAGACAAAUGAUACUUGUUUGAAGGCUUGGUCAUUUAUUGAUCUGCAUGGAAAUUGUGAAUACUGUAUGUAGGACUAAGGAAGCAGCCAGUGGACACAUGGAUAGGCUAAUCUGUGACAUGUCAGGAACCAACCACAACAAAAGGAAGGCAUCCAUUGGUGUGCUGCUUGUCUGCUCUGCAGUUGCUGCCUAGCCUAUUUUCCUAUGUGAAGAGACCAGAGCACCUCUGCUGUGCAUUAUACCACCACAUUGGAGAUGCGCUCAGGAGCUUAUAUGCUGAACUCGAUGGCUCAUAAGAGCACUGGCUGAGUGGUGCCUUAGUUCCAGUACUCAAGAGCCAAAGGCUGGUGGGUCUCUGAGUUCAAGGUCAGCCUGGUCUACAGAGUGAGUUCCAGGAUAGCUAGGGCUAAACAGAGAAACCUUGUCUCUGGGAGUAGGGUGGGGGAGCAUUGUCUGCUUGUCUGGAUAAUCCCGGUUUGAUUUCCAACACCUAAAUUGUGGUUCACAACCAUCUGUUACUCCAGUUCCAGGGGAUCUGACACCCUGUUCUGGGCUAUUUGAACACUGCAUGCAAGUGGUGUACAGACGUACAUGCAGGCAAAACACAAUAAACAUAAAAUUGAAAUAUAGGUUUAAGCCGGGCAUGGUGGCACACGCCUUUAGUCCCAGCACUCGGGAGGCAGAGGCGGCAGGCGGAUUUCUGAGUUCGAGGCCAGCCUGGUCUACAAAGUGAGUUCCAGGACAGCCAGGGCUAUACAGAGAAACCCUGUCUCAAAACAACAACAACAACAAACAAAGAAGAAAGAUUUAAAAAAAGUUUGUAAGCUGAAGGCCUAAGGAGAAGUUCCAAAGCAUAAUUUUGCCUUUUAAACCUUGUAGUUAUGGAUUUUGACAAAUGGCCACCAAUUAGAGGAGUCACACUGCACUGUCAUCUCAGCGCUCAGGAGACUGAGGCAGGAAGAUUGCAAGCAUGGGGCUGGUCUGACCUAACAGGGAGUUUUAGGCUGGCCUAGCUUACAUAAAGACCUUAUCUUUUAAAAAAGAAAUAGGGGGCUGGAGAGAUGGCUCAGUGGUUAAGAGCACUGACUCCUCUUCCAGAGGUCCUGAGUUCAAUUCCCAGCAACCACAUGGUGGCUCACAACCAUCUGUAAUGAGACCUGACGCCCUCUUCUGGUGUGUCUGAAGACAGUACAGUGUACUACACUGUAUACUAAAUAAAUAAAUCUUUAAAAAAAAAAAGAAACAGAAAACAAUGUGGUCCCCAGCUGACCAUCGGAGUGUCUGGAUGAGUAGCCAGCAUACUCGUGCUUACAAAGCAAAAGUGUGGACUUGCAGCAAUAUACAACUUUGUGAUGUGAAAAUAAGUGAUUUGGUUAGUGUUAGUAUGUUUCCUAAAUAAAGUUAGUAUCUGUUGAAGAGGUA
Mus musculus (house mouse) is the source of this 7946-nucleotide messenger RNA. It is a transcript of the gene Tbc1d24, whose product is annotated as TBC1 domain family, member 24. NCBI's taxonomy places the organism in Eukaryota, Metazoa, Chordata, Mammalia, Rodentia, Muridae. Gene Ontology annotation, cellular component: neuron projection; clathrin-coated vesicle; postsynapse. Gene Ontology annotation, biological process: positive regulation of excitatory postsynaptic potential; positive regulation of dendrite morphogenesis; negative regulation of cellular response to oxidative stress. The transcript has 9 exons. The coding region runs from base 469 to 2136 and encodes 555 amino acids. The record is from RefSeq and is marked validated.